GAAGAUAACAGUACAAAUAUAGCAAAUCAAAUUCUACCAGAUAGCGUUUAGACAUAGUCGAUGAGUGUUCGUUUAGGGUAAAGGUAAAAAUGAUCACUCUACUGGCAGUUCUACUUGGGUGCCAUGCAGUCUUUGGAGUCACGGCGCCUCAGCCGCAUCCAAAUUAUCCCCACCACCACCAUGCCAACAGCGGGCCCCACCCUGGACCCCUGCCGCAGCCCCAGCCAGGCCCAGGCCCCAUGAUGAACGGUCCCAUGGCCGGUGGACCCCUGUCUGGAGGUCCCAACCCCUACGCCGCAGCAACCCCGUCUCCCGACGCCAUCGCCGCUGCCUACGCCUCCGCCGAGGCCCUCCCUAGAGUGCCCCACCACAGCCUCUUGUCCGGCCCCAACAACGGACCCAACCCUGGACCGAGAUCUGAGCCUGUGCCUUUCCCCUACUCGAACCCAGAGGCAUUCCCCUUCCCACAUCCUGAGGCCAUCCCCUACCCGAACCCCGAAGCUGUCCCCGCCCCGCGCCCUGACCCGUAUGCCCUGCCAUACCCUAUGCCCUUCCCCGUCAGCUACCCACAGCCUAAGCCUGAGGCUUUCGCUCAACCAAUGCCUUCACCUUACGCUCAGCCACAGCCCUCUGCCCAGCCUCAACCUCAACCUCAGCCAAACCAACAGCAGCAACAACAACCUCAGCCACAGGCCAUGCCCUCAGCUUAUCCUCAACCACAACCUUGGGCUGAUCCCAACGCUUACGCAGCACCUCAGCCAGCUCCCCAGCCUGCUGCUCAGCCUAACCCGUACGCGUGGGCCGAACCGUACCCUGCCGCACAACCUGCUGCCUACCCGUCCGCUCAGCCUUGGGCCGACCCCAACGCCUACGCCACACCUGCUCCUCAGCCUCAACCACAACCUCAGCCCCAACCCCAGCCUUACCCCCAGCCGUACGCUGACCCUAAUGCUAACAUGUACCAGAGUGGACCUAACCCUAACCAAAACUUCCAGUCAGGACCUGCCCCUAACCAGAACUACCAGUCUGGACCUAACCCCACACAAAACUUCCAGUCUGGACCCAACCCUAACCAGAACUACCAGUCUGGACCCAACCCCACACAGAACUACCAGUCUGGACCCAACCCAACACAAAACUACCAGUCUGGACCCAACCCUAACCAGAACUACCAGUCUGGACCCAACCCCACACAGAACUACCAGUCUGGACCCAACCCUAACCAGAACUACCAAUCUGGCCCUAACCCCACUCAGAACCAGAACUACCAGUCUGGUCCCAACCCAAGUCAAAACUACCAAUCAGGCCCCAACCCAUCUCAGAGCUACCAGUCAGGCCCCAACCCAUCUCAGAGCUACCAGUCCGGACCUAACCCAAGCCAAAACCACCAGUCUGGACCCAACCCAUCCCAAAACUUCCAGUCUGGACCCAACCCUAGCCAGAACUACCAGUCUGGACCCAACCCUAGCCAGAACUACCAGUCUGGUCCUAACCCCAACCAAAACUACCAGUCAGGCCCUAACCCAACCCAGAACUACCAGUCUGGACCCAACCCUAGCCAGAACUUCCAAUCUGGACCCAACCCCACCCAGAACUACCAGUCAGGCCCCAACCCUGGACCUCGCCCGUCCGCUGACGCUAAACCUUCACCGUUCCCCGACCCAGAAGCCUUUGCCAGAGGACCACAACCUGGUCCUAGACCUGCUGCUGAGCCCAAGCCUGUGUCUUCUCCUUUCCCUGAUCCUGAUGCAUUCAUCAGAGGACCCCAGCCCGGCCCACAGCCCCAACCAGAGGCCCAGCCCAAGCCACAGCCCAGCGCUCAGCCACAGCCCAAACCCCAGCCCAACGCUCAGCCACAGCCAAAAGCCAAAGCUGAUCCCUUCUACCGCUAAGUAAUCCUUUGACUUUAGAUGUAUCUAGUAGAUUAUUUAAAUAUAGAACUUUUGUUACUUAUUAUUUUUA
Molecule: messenger RNA, 1962 nt
Organism: Macrosteles quadrilineatus (aster leafhopper)
Lineage: Eukaryota; Metazoa; Arthropoda; Insecta; Hemiptera; Cicadellidae
Product: basic proline-rich protein-like
Exons: 2
Coding region: 90-1892 (600 amino acids)
Source: RefSeq, a predicted model, not a curated record